AUGCUGGCGGAGGCACCCGAGCAAUGGAGGACCUUCCUCCACCGAUGUCUAACCAAUCGCAUCGACAUCGACGAAUUCACAGACCUAUCAGGUCUCCUCUUAUCUCGAGCUCCGCUGAAAGAGCAGGAACUUUUGGAUCUGCUCCUCCAGACCCGCGCAGACUCGAGCAUCACCUGGGACCCCCUGCUGCCGCUGUACGUUGAUGGGCUGUGCAGGGUAGGACGGGUGAAGAGCUCGUCUGCGUUGGCGGGUUUGUUGAGGCAUUCUUCUAUUCAAGGGAAUAAACCUUCAACACUGAUGACUGAUAUCAAGGUCGUGCAGGAUGUCAUGAUGUUUAUCUCUACGGGAUCUAUUCCCAAGACUGUGACUGAGGCUGCGGAUAUUUACUCUGCGACGGUUGAUUGGAUUGUUGCUGUUGUUGCUUGGAAUCAGAGGGAUGGAUCGACGGGGUUGAUGGGAUCGCCUGAUGCGGUUUCGUUGUUUGAGUCGCUUGGUAUUUUGCUUGCUGCGCUUUCUGGGACGAAUAAGGGGUUGGAGGUUUUGUCUAGUGAUUUCAAUCAAGGAUUGAAAGCGAAGCUAGGACAGGCUUUGUCGUCUUAUUUGCCGCUUUGCGUGGACGUUUCCGUGCAUCUGAGGAAUCGGCUUGAGGAGAUACAGAAGGUGUUUAAUCUGUAUCCUGGGCAGCCUUCUAAGACUUUAGAGGAUCCUGCCAUCAAUGGGGUUAAUGUCAAUGCCCUUCAGUUUGAGGCGUCUGUGAUGGACGGACCUGUUGUCAACACUAGAGCUGGACUCUAUGUUUACAUAAACUCGAUGGUCGUCGGUCGUCCGUUGGUGGAUGAUACCAUUCUGAUCAAUUACCUCACCAACCGAUAUCAGGGUCACAAUGAUGUCCUCAUCGAGGAAAUCAUCACGGCCACCUUUGAUGUUCUAUCAAAUGGUGUCUACCGCAAUGAAUCCAGCAGAACAAUGUUCCUCUUCCGGUCAUUUUUGGUCAACAAGCUCCCUGCAUUUUUCGCUGCCAUCUCAGCAGCGUCAAUGGUGCCCAUAUCCAUGGAAAUGUGCAUCAGUCAAGCUUUGAGCCGGCUGGAUCCGAACGCCUUCCCCUCGUUCUCCCAGAUGUUCUCCAUGCAGGGUAGCAGUGUUCUGUCAGACGCUCGACAGGAGUUCCUCUUUGCAUGUGCAUCACACAAGCUCAUCGAAGAGUCUAGUAUCGAGCAGCUAUUGGGGGAGAACCCCAUGCAGACAUUGCCCGGUGGUGGGCCCUAUGUUAAAGAUGACAUCGUCUCACAGAUCAACAACAACCACGAGCGAGCGGAGCAACUCAUUGGGGAGAUUGAGUCGAUGGAGGGCAACGCAGGUGCAAUUGUCGGCGCAGUAGUUGAGGUUAUGCAUAGUUUGUGUCAUCAAAAGGAGACAAUGACGCUGAAAAACAUUUGCAACUCACUCUCUCGUCGUCCACAGACUCUGGAUGUCAUCUUACUAUUCCGGAGUGCAAAGCAAGUAUUGCAGCCCCUGUGUUAUGUUCUUGAUUCUUGGAAGUGGGAUGAGGAUCAGGGCGAAAACCAACCUGUCUACGAUGAAUUUGGCAGUAUCUUGUUGCUUGUGCUUGCGUUCAAGUAUCGUUAUGACUUGAGCCCGUCCGAUCUGGGUAUCUCGAACAACGACUCGUUUUUGUUGAGACUUUUGGAUCGCGGCGCUUGCAGUCAGAAGCUGGCCGACUUGAGCGAGAAACAGAACAAGGAUUUGGGAGCUUGGAUCGGUGCUCUGUUCAUCGCCGAGGGCAUUAGCGAGGAGAUAAUGUCUUCGUGCAGCCCACAUGAGUUCUACAUGCUCGUGACGACACUGUUCGACCAAAGUCUGGGCGCGUGUGAAUCCGGAAAGCUGGAAUUUGAGACCCUCAAGGGCGGAUUUGAAUGUGAGAAGACAUCCAAUAAUCACACAAUCGCACCUCAACUAACGCUCACAGAUCUCCUCGAACCCUUCCUUCUCCCAUCUCUGGUCGUCGCCUUAACAUGGCUGGGAAAUCACAUCUGGGAAUCCGAAACCGACCCAACCAUCCCUCUCAAGGCCCUUCAUUCCCUCGUCAAGCCCAGCUCAAUCUCAGGCGAAGCCCAGGCUAUCCACCAAACCGUCCUCAACAUCGCAGCCCGCCCCUUGGAAGAACAACUCAAAAAUGUGCGCACAAGACACCAAUCCCGCACAGAUAUAAAACCCAUCCUAGACGCCCUCGAGCCCUACCUCUCAUUCCGUCGCGUCGGCAGCUGCCACCGCUCAGAAUUAGACACCUGGACGAAUCACUCAACCGGCGGACUCCUAUCCAGCAUCCGCACCACCCUCCAAUCCCUCGUCAUCUGGUCCUCAAACCCAGGCAUCAGCAUGGCUCCUCACACAUAUACCCACCGGCAGAUCCUCACAGGAAUUCGAAUGCUAGGUGCAACCCGCGUCCUGUCCACGCUAAUCGACGAAGUCAAGCGGCAAACCGAAUCCGGCAGCGGCCAUGUCGCCCUCGAUAUCGCGACAACCAUGAUCUGCGCGCCAAUGCCCGAAUCAUUCGCGGUAGACCAGAACAAUUAUCAUCCUGAGAAGCCCGUUCCUCGGUGCGCGGUCCUCACGCUGCGGGAUGCUCUGGCGCUGGCUCACGAUAACGUUCCUAAAAUCUCUGAGACGGAUCCGCUUCGUGCGGAAGUUAUUGUUCGUCUCGCGCGUCGUGUUAAUAUUUUGACUGCGCCGCCUUCGCAGGUCUCUAAUAUUGACGUUAGCAAUAUCAUUCAGAACAUGGCACUUGGUGUUGAGGGCGAUCGUAUGGAUCUCGAGCCGUCUGCUGCUGAUGUGACGGGCAAUACGGUUGGGGAGGAUGAUCCUGAAAAUAUCAAUCGCAUGCUUGACAAGGCUGCGGCUGCUGCCGCCGCGGCGGGUAUGGAUGGUGGUAUGGAUUCUGGGAUGGAUGGCGGCAUGGACGGUGGUUUGGACGGUGGUCUGGGACAGGAUAUGGGUCAAGAUAUGGGUCUUGAUACUGGUGCUGGCAUGGAUGCUAUCGAUGAUGUGCUGAACGCAGCUGAUAUGGCGGUCGGCAACCCUGAGUUCCUGGAUUUGGAUAUGGAGGGGAUGUUUUAG
Molecule: messenger RNA, 3114 nt
Organism: Penicillium brevicompactum
Lineage: Eukaryota; Fungi; Ascomycota; Eurotiomycetes; Eurotiales; Aspergillaceae
Gene: nut1
Product: putative RNA polymerase II mediator complex subunit Nut1
Exons: 5
Coding region: 1-3114 (1037 amino acids)
Biological process (GO): regulation of transcription by RNA polymerase II
Cellular component (GO): mediator complex
Molecular function (GO): transcription coregulator activity
Source: RefSeq, a predicted model, not a curated record